Messenger RNA from Symbiodinium necroappetens, 924 nucleotides. Lineage: Eukaryota; Dinophyceae; Suessiales; Symbiodiniaceae. The record is from the annotation of a GenBank genome assembly.
AUGACAUCGUGUUGCAAAUGCUGCGGAUUCCCGGCCUGGGUCAUUCUCGCAGCGCAAAACCCGAUCUGGAAUAGUCAUGGACCUUCCCAAAGCGUUAUUUUGUCCCAAGCCGCCAAUCCUUGUUCCAUGAGGACGAACUACUGCAUCGACUACAAGAAUCCGAAGGCCUACUAUACCAGCCCUUACAUUCAUUCUGUGACACUGACCAACCUUCGGGGGGCCACGGACUACAAUUUUCAACCCGAGGGUAGCUCUCGGAGGUUUUCUUUCCGGACUCCACCGGACGUUGGUACGCUGGGCCCCUACAAGUUGGGAGUUUGGGCAGACGUUGGUGUAACGAAUGUGAGCUUUUCCGUUAUGACGAAGAUGUUGCAGUUGGAUCCGGACCUCCUGCUCACUGUGGGCGACCUCUCCUAUGCAGAUGGUUGGGCGGAGCGCUGGGAUAUCUUCGGCGUGAUGAUGGAGCCGCUGAUGUCUAGCCGCUAUCAUCUUGCUGUGCCGGGUAACCAUGAGAUCAUUCAGAACAACGGCAUCGACCUCAUCCAUCGUUAUCCGAUGCCUUUCCGGGAGUCUGGCUCAGAGAGCCCGUUCAUGUUUGCCCAUGAGAGCGGACCUGUGUUUGUGAUUGGAAUGGCAGGUAGCUAUUCCGAGACAGAUGCAGGGUCGGCGCAGUGGGUUUUCGUGGAGGAGAAGCUGCGACAAGUGAAUCGAGCACGUACCCCCUGGGUCAUCGUCAUGUUCCACACCCCUUGGUACAACAGCAACAACGCCCACUAUCUUGAGGGGAUCAAGCAUCAGUGGGACAUGGAGCAAAUGCUGUACAAUCAUGGGGUUGACAUCGUUUUCAACGGCCACGUCCAUAGCUACGAGCGUUCGCACCCCGUCUUCAACUUCUCCAAGGACGAGUGUGGCAUCACCCACAUU